AUGUUUCAAAUUGGGGGCCUCAUUGUCUUCUGUGGGUUGCUGGCCCAGACCACAACCCUGCUGGAAGCCCUGUCUUUGCCCCUGGAACAUACCUUGUUUUUGGAGGCGACUCCAGGCCAGGAUCCAAGUCCCACAGAUCUUGCUGGAGACUUAACAAAUGGCCUCAGCAGUGGCCUGCUCUCUGGGGAUCUAUUGGACAUUCUCGAAAACCUUCCACUUUUGAACAUCCUGAAGACUAGAGGAGGCACUUCUGGUGGCCUGCGGGGCCUGCUUGGGAAAGUGACUUCAGUGGUCCCCCUCCUGGACAGUAUCAUUGAAUUGAAGAUCACUAACCCCCAGCUGCUGGAACUUGGACUUGUGCAGAGCCCUGAUGGUCAUCGUCUCUAUGUCACCAUCCCUCUAGGCAUAGUCCUCAAUGUGAAUACGCCCCUGACCAGCAGUCUGGUAAAGCUGGCUGUGAAGUUAAACAUCACUGCAGAAAUUUUAGCUGUGAAAAAUGAUCAGGGGAAGAUUCAUCUGAUUCUUGGUGACUGUACUCACUCCCCUGGGAGCCUGCAAAUCUCCCUGCUUAAUGGAUUUGCUCCCCUCCCUGUUCAAAGUCUUGUGGACAGUCUCAGCAGCUUCUUGAAUAAAGUCCUUCCUGAGCUGGUACAGAGCGAGGUAUGCCCUCUGGUCAAUGAGGUUCUCAGUGAGUUGGACGUCACCUUGGUACAUUCCAUUGCUGAGUUACUGAUCCAUGGGCUGGAAUUUGUCAUCAAGGUCUAA
This is a messenger RNA of Nyctereutes procyonoides (raccoon dog), 765 nucleotides long. RefSeq names its product BPI fold containing family A member 1 (gene BPIFA1). Gene Ontology annotation, biological process: antimicrobial humoral immune response mediated by antimicrobial peptide; immune response in nasopharyngeal-associated lymphoid tissue; antibacterial humoral response. NCBI's taxonomy places the organism in Eukaryota, Metazoa, Chordata, Mammalia, Carnivora, Canidae. Gene Ontology annotation, molecular function: lipid binding. The record is from RefSeq and is a predicted model, not a curated record.